This is a messenger RNA of Aphanomyces invadans, 2299 nucleotides long. RefSeq lists its product as hypothetical. The coding region runs from base 14 to 2263 and encodes 749 amino acids. Gene Ontology annotation, molecular function: GTPase activity; U3 snoRNA binding; GTP binding. NCBI's taxonomy places the organism in Eukaryota, Oomycota, Saprolegniomycetes, Saprolegniales, Verrucalvaceae. The transcript is spliced from 2 exons. Gene Ontology annotation, cellular component: nucleus; preribosome, small subunit precursor. The record is from RefSeq and is a predicted model, not a curated record. Gene Ontology annotation, biological process: ribosome biogenesis; endonucleolytic cleavage of tricistronic rRNA transcript (SSU-rRNA, 5.8S rRNA, LSU-rRNA); maturation of SSU-rRNA from tricistronic rRNA transcript (SSU-rRNA, 5.8S rRNA, LSU-rRNA).
AUUUUCGUCAAUCAUGGCCGACAACCAUCGCCAUCGGUCGGGGCCGCUCAAGCAAAAGAACAAGAAGCACAAAGCUGGUCGCCAUGACACCAAGACGUUCUUGACGAAGAAGAGCGGUGGCAAGGUCGAGCGCGCGGUGGUCAAACCGUCCAAAACGGCAGUCAUGGGGACCAAGCAACAGCGCCUCCAAAAAGCCAAACAGUGGAAGCAAAUGAAAAAGGAGGACGUGUGGAACCGCAACCGUCAUGGUGGGUUGGAAGGCGCACCCAAAAUUGUGGCCCUUGUUCCGCUCGGGCAUUCGGCAGACUUGGCUGCGUUGCGCACGACCCUCGUCGAGUCGGCGACCACGGUCGAGUACUCGGACGAUGCCAAGCAGAUUGGUCGGUGCACGAAUGCGUACUUUGCCACACACAAGCAAAAGCUGUCCAUCCUGGAAAGUGGCCAUGAUCUCAUUGGCAUUCUUGACAUGGCCAAGGUUGCGGACAUCUUGGUGUUCGUGCUGCCCAUGUUCCAAGGCCCUGAUGCGUCUGUCGGCCCCGAAGGUGACGCCAUUCUGUCGGCCCUCCGCGCGCAAGGUCUGGUCUCGACUGUUGGCGUCAUUCAAGGGUUGGAAACUCUCCAUGGCAAAGCCGAGUCCGACGCACGAAAGUAUGGCCAUCGUUUCUUCACGACUGAGUUUGGCGAGUCGAUCAAGGUGGCCCAAGGCAACAGCACUGUGCAAGUGCAGCGCGCGGUCCUGACGGCGCAGCCAAAGCUUCUUCAUUGGCGAGAAAUCCGUUCGUACAUGCACGCGAUGGACGUAAAGUACGUGCCCGAAACGCAAGAAAUGCACGUGUCGGGGUACAUUCGUGGCCGUCCGUUGUCAGUACAUCAGCUGCUACACCUCACGGACAUCGGCACGUUUCAAAUGAGCCACAUCUUGAGCCAACCCACGGCUGAAAACGGCAAUCAGCCCGUCAUUUUGGCCACUGCAGACCCUACCAAGCGCGAAGACUUGCAAUUCGAAGCGGAAGUUGACACGUUCGCUGCGGAACAGACGUGGCCCACGGAGGAAGAACUCAAGGAAGCUGCGGCCAGCCGUACCGAAGCCCAGUUUGUCAAUGGCAUGUCGAGCUACCAGGCCGCGUGGAACGUCGACGACGAAGAUGGAGGCGAUGCUGCCAUGGAUGAGGAUCACGACGAAGACGACAAUGACCUGCCUGAUCAAGAGUUUUGCAAAGUUGGUGGCGACGGCACCGCGACGGAAGCCGAUGACGAUGACGACAUGUCCCUUGCCGACGAUGACGAUGAAACCCGCAAGGCGCAACUCGAGGCGCUCCAGGCCGAGCACCAAAUGUUCCCAGACGAAGUCGACGUCCCUGCCGACAGCCUCGGGAAAGAUCGAUUUGCGCGAUACCGUGGCAUGAAGAGUUUUCGCACGAGUCCGUGGGACCCAAAGGAAUCGCUCCCGAUGGACUACGCUCGACUGUUCCAGUUUGAUUCGUUCACAGCGACCCAGAAACGCGUGCUGGACGAAGGCAAGGCCGCGGAAGACCUGUGGAAGCGCACUCAAGAAACUGUCCUCCAUGGCGAGUACGUGGCCAGUGGCUCCUUUGUCACCCUCGUCCUCAUCAACGUCCCCGCCGCUGCGGUGGCCGCCCGCGCGUCCAUCAACCGCGUGUGUGUAUUGAGCUCCCUUCUGCGCCACGAGAACCGGGCGUCCGUGCUCAACUUUUCGCUCCAGCGCCAUGGUCCGUCCGCGGACAUCCCGGUCAAAUCGAAGGACCGCAUGUCGUUCCAUUGCGGCUUCCGGCGCUUUGACGGGUGUCCGAUCUUUUCGGACCAGAACCUCAAAGCCGACAAGCACAAGUUUCAGCGGUUCCUUCCCACGAACGGAUGGUCCGUCGCGUCGGUGUACGGCCCUGCCACGUUCCAGCCCGCGUCGGUCCUCGUAGUGUACCAGAACUCGCUGAUCGCGUCGGGCACGCUUCUCAACGUCGACCCCGACCGCAUCGUGCUCAAGCGCGUCGUCAUCACGGGCACCCCCGUCCGCGUCAAGCGCCGAAAAGCCGUCAUUCGGUACAUGUUUCACUCGCCGGACGACGUGCGUUGGUUCAAGCCGGUCGAGUUGACAACUAAGCACGGCAUGACCGGCCACAUCAAGGAAUCUCUCGGCACGCACGGCGAUUUCAAGGCCAUAUUCAACAAACCGAUCAAGAAUCACGACACCGUGUGCCUGAACCUGUACAAGCGCGUGUACCCGAAGCGAGUCGUGACCGCCUAAGUUUAUUCAUCUUGACACACUCAUUGUUUUGGAACA